Elaeis guineensis (African oil palm) is the source of this 2047-nucleotide messenger RNA. RefSeq names its product CDP-diacylglycerol--serine O-phosphatidyltransferase 1. NCBI's taxonomy places the organism in Eukaryota, Viridiplantae, Streptophyta, Magnoliopsida, Arecales, Arecaceae. Gene Ontology annotation, biological process: phosphatidylserine biosynthetic process. Gene Ontology annotation, molecular function: L-serine-phosphatidylethanolamine phosphatidyltransferase activity. The record is from RefSeq and is a predicted model, not a curated record.
CCAUAUAAGCCUUCUGGCACUCGGUUUCUUCUCUCUCCUUCUCACUCUCUCGCAAGUGGAGGGGAGGAAAAGAAACGAAAGAAAAUAAAAAAAAAGUGACGUCUUUGAUCGAGUAGCAUGCUUUCGACGGCCAUGAUCUCCUCGUCUCGUGAUCGUACGGCCAGGACGUGAUUGUCGGCUACGUCUAUAGAGCAGUUGGAAGCAACUGGUGCUCAUGGAGGUUAAUGGCCAGAGAAAAACCAAGAGAAAAGACUGUUUUUUCCGGGAAGAUAAUAAUGCAAAUUCUCUGAACAAUUUUGGUGAAUUUGAUCCAUGGACGGCAUGGGCAUACAAGCCUCGCACAAUUUCUUUGCUACUCAUUGGAACCUGUCUUUUAGUGUGGGCAAGUGGAGCACUUGAUCCGGAAAGCACUGCAUCUAAUGAUGCUGUCACAUCUGUGAAGAGGGGUGUCUGGGCGAUGAUUGCAGUCUUUCUAGCUUAUUCGUUGCUUCAAGCGCCUUCAACGGUACUUAUCAGGCCACACCCUGCCAUUUGGCGUCUGGUUCAUGGGAUGGCUGUUGUUUACCUCGUUGCUCUUACUUUUUUGCUUUUCCAGAACCGUGGCGAUGCUCGGCAGUUAAUGAAAUAUCUUCACCCUGAUCUAGGAGUUGAACUACCUGAAAGAUCAUAUGGAACUGAUUGCCGUAUAUAUGUACCUGAGAAUCCCAAAAGCAGGUUUAACAAUGUUUAUGAAACAUUGUUUGAUGAGUUUGUUCUUGCUCAUAUUUUUGGAUGGUGGGGAAAAGCUAUAAUGAUACGAAAUCAGCCCCUUUUGUGGGUUUUGUCUGUUGGCUUUGAAUUCAUGGAGCUAACUUUUCGUCAUAUGUUGCCAAAUUUUAACGAAUGUUGGUGGGAUAGUAUCAUUCUGGAUAUCUUAAUCUGCAAUUGGUUUGGUAUAUGGGCAGGAAUGCGCAGUGUUAGGUACUUUGAUGGGAAAACAUACGAGUGGGUUGGUAUAAGCCGCCAGCCAAAUAUCAUUGGUAAGGUGAAAAGAACACUGGGCCAGUUCACACCUGCACGAUGGGACAAAGAUGAAUGGCAUCCUCUGCUUGGGCCUUGGAGGUUCAUCCAAGUGCUCAGCCUUUGCAUUGUGUUUAUGACUGUAGAGCUCAACACCUUUUUCCUCAAAUUUUGUCUCUGGAUUCCUCCUCGAAAUCCCUUGGUUGUGUAUAGAUUGAUUCUGUGGUGGCUAAUUGCGAUACCAACCAUCCGCGAGUACAACACCUACUUGCAAGACAGAAAGCCUGUGAAGAAGGUAGGAGCAUUCUGUUGGCUUUCGCUAGCAAUAUGCAUAGUGGAGCUUCUUAUCUGUAUCAAGUUUGGCCACGGUCUCUUUCCCAACCCAAUGCCCCCUCGGCUGAUAAUUUUCUGGACAUGUGUGGGUUUGGUCCUCAUGAUCUUCCUGCUUGUUUGGUCAUGGCAUAUUCAUCGGGCAAUGAUGAGAAAAAGAACAUUCUGAAGGGCGGUACUGAUAGAGUUGAGCUCUGUUGCUAUGACUGAUGGAAUUUUAGAGUUUAUGCUGUUAGUAUGUAUGCAAUGUCUAGAAUGUCGGUCGGUGGAGGAAUCAAACUUGUCGGGUGGACUGUGUUUAAUAAUUUAAAAGAUGUGAAUCUUAUUCUGUGGUAACUUUUGGUGAAGACAUUCUGAUGUGCUUUUGGAUGAAUCAUGUUCCGAAAGCAUGUGGCCUUUGUCGGCCUUCUGGAAUUCGGUAUUUGGAAUGGCUGAUGCACUCAAUUGAGUCAGCUUUUCUGUUCAAGAAAGCAAGAUGAUCAUGGUAUGGGAGGACAUUGGAUGUGGGAGGUGCCUCCCAAGGAUAUUUUGCAAAGCUUUUCUUAAUCAGCAGGGAUGAGAAUGUGUCAAUUGCCUGCUUCUUGCAGAAGAAUAAUGGAGAAACAGGUGGUAUAAAUGCACUUCAGAUGAUAAAUUGCUAAACCCUUUGUACAGUUCUUCCACUUACUUUUUUUCCUUCAGCAUAUAUCAACCAUAAGAUUAUAUCAGAUCUGCCGAG